UGUUGAGUGUAUACUCGACCAAGCAGCGGAGGCCCGGACCGUAACGCCGUUACUCGGUCCUGUCAACGGAUGACAGCGAUCGACGUGCCAUGCGGUUCAUCCUUCGUGUUCGGGCUUCGGGACCGAUCGGCCUCUUUCUUGAUCCAGCCGCUGCCGAGACAGGACGCGUUAGACGAGCGAAGUUUUAGCGUGUGUGUGUGUGCGUGUGUAAUAAGUGUAAUAAGUGUAAUGUAAUAAAUAAGUUUUAAUUUGUUGUAAACCGCAAUCGUCCGCGUACCGGCAUCAUUGUCUCCCCCGAUAUCACCAAUAUAAAAGUGGCGACGAGGAAAUUUGGUAAAAAAAAAAAGUGAUACACACGCAGAGCAACAAUUCCUUCCUCACGCAAACGCCGUCGUACGGACUCAUCGAUGGAGGAAGAGCAGCGCCGUCUCUCGCAGCAGUUCGAAACCCCGGGUACUGCGUUACUACAACCCGGAUACGGCCAACCGCUCCCGCCAAACGCUCCAGCGGUCGAGCAACAGGGAUCUCAAGCGUCCUCGGUACAUUUUUCGCCAUCGCUAUCAUCAGCGCCCACAAGCCUUCAUCCGCCAUCGCUCGCUCCAGCCGCUUCGAUGCAGCACCCGCCAUCGCUACCAGGCGUGUCACAAAACGGUGAGCCAACAAUGUAUCAAAUAAUGCAGCUUCUACGCCAAUUAAUGACAAAAAUUGAGCAGCAGCUACCAGUAGUGCAUCCGCCAAGUGCAUCACAGCAGCAACCACUAGUAUCGGAAAUCGCGUCGCAACCGCAGCAGCAGCAUCGGUCAGCUCCAGCCAAUCCGGAGCAAAUCCUGGACUCGCUGGCGAGAAACAUCACCGAAUUCCGCUUCGAGGCUGAAGCCGGUCUAACGUUCGAGGCGUGGUACUCGCGCUACGAGGAUCUGUUCGUCAGUGAUGCAGCCAGGAUUGACGAUGCGGCCAAGGUACGAAUGCUUAUGCGGAAGCUAGGAUCAAUGGAGCAUGAGAGGUACGUGAAUUACAUUUUACCCCGUAAUCCCCGCGAUUUAACAUUUGAGGCUACCGUGGAAAAAUUGAAGGCCAUUUUCGGCAAGGUCAGUUAUGGUGCGGAAUUGGCCCAAUUCCACAACAGAAGGGAAGCACUGACGACCGUUGGCGACUGUAUCCUCUUCGGAGAGAGGAUUGUGAUUCCCGCAGCUUUGCAGCAGAGAUGCCUUAGACAGCUUCAUCAAGGGCAUCCGGGCAUCCAGCGAAUGAAGGCGAUUGCGCGCAGUUUCGUGUAUUGGCCAUCAUUGGACAGCGACAUCGCCGAUCGAGUUGCUUCAUGCGAAGCAUGCCAGGCUGCGGCGAAAUCACCACCAUCCCAGAUACCAUCAUGUUGGCCGAAGCCACCUGGGCCUUGGCACCGCGUACACAUCGAUUACGCUGGACCUGUGGAGGGAGCCUAUUUCCUGAUUGCGGUAGAUGCCUACUCCAAGUGGCCGGAAAUCAUUAAAACUUCCAACGGCCAGGCAGAGCGAUUUGUGGAUACCUUCAAGCGAUCACUGAAGAAAAUACGGGCGAGGAACGUGUCCCUUGAAGAGGCCCUGGACUUGUUUCUUCUCACGUAUCGCUCAACACCAAAUCCUGCUUUGGACCAGCGCACACCAGCCGAAGUGAUGUUUGGAAGAACGACCAGGACAAUUCAUCAUCUAUUGCGCCCUCCUGCAGCAUCGGAGUCUACAGCGAAGGAUGACUUUCGUGAAUACCAGCCUGGUGAUUUAGUGUAUGCCAAGGUGUAUCGGGCAAACUCUUGGAAUUGGAUAGCAGGGAGGAUUGCUCGCAGAAUUGGCAACGUCAUGUACGAGGUUGUGUCGCACGACCAGAGAAGACUUCGGCGUCAUGUGAAUCAGCUCCGCCGCCGUGUCGCUAGCUCAUCAGAACGGAACGAGAUGGAUCAGCACCAAUUUCCCCUUAGUUUACUUUUAGAUGAGAUGAGUUUGACGUCUCGUCAGCAGUCGCCGUCCGCUUCGCUGCCAACGGAGCCAGCCUCAUCUUCAGCAGCACCGGCGCUGACAGGGGUUCAGCGAGCACCGGCAUCAUCGCCAGCAUCAUCCGUGCAACCGGAGGUACAACGAGCGGCUUCGUCUAGUGGCAGCAGCAACACCCAGCAGACACAGCUACCACGACGAUCUUCUAGGACUAGAAGACUGCCUCGUAGGUUCAGCGCGUAUCGGCUGAAUUAAAAGGGGGAGGUGUUGAGUGUAUACUCGACCAAGCAGCGGAGGCCCGGACCGUAACGCCGUUACUCGGUCCUGUCAACGGAUGACAGCGAUCGACGUGCCAUGCGGUUCAUCCUUCGUGUUCGGGCUUCGGGACCGAUCGGCCUCUUUCUUGAUCCAGCCGCUGCCGAGACAGGACGCGUUAGACGAGCGAAGUUUUAGCGUGUGUGUGUGUGCGUGUGUAAUAAGUGUAAUAAGUGUAAUGUAAUAAAUAAGUUUUAAUUUGUUGUAAACCGCAAUCGUCCGCGUACCGGCAUCAUUGUCUCCCCCGAUAUCACCAA
Molecule: messenger RNA, 2536 nt
Organism: Anopheles stephensi (Asian malaria mosquito)
Lineage: Eukaryota; Metazoa; Arthropoda; Insecta; Diptera; Culicidae
Exons: 3
Coding region: 408-2219 (603 amino acids)
Molecular function (GO): nucleic acid binding
Source: RefSeq, a predicted model, not a curated record